GGGGCCUGACGUCUGAGCAUCAUCAUCAGUCAUUUGUGUUUUACACAGAAGUGCAGAGCCAUUUUAGCUCUAUAUCUGUCCCUCGGUACAACGAACAGAUUCCUCCUCUCUGUGUUGUCUCCCAGAGGGACAAGGGACGGACUGGGAAUUGUCCCCUACUGCUCCCUGUAACUCCCUGCAACUCCCUGACAUUCCCAUCCCCUGUACUCACAUCUCCAGCCUCAUCUACUGGAGAAAAUCAGAGAAAAAAGAAUACCUGAUCCCAAUGGAUAACUCUGUGGUUCCAGUUGUUGAUGGGGAUUUCCCAGAGGAUGAAGCAGAAAUAUUACAGAUAAAGAUAAAGGAAGAAGAAUCAGAUGUUGAAGAUCCCCUGCUGUCAAAAGCAAGCUCAUCAUUUAGUGAUGGGGAAUUACAGAUAAAAACAGAAAAAGAAGAGCCAGACUCGGAAGAUCCUUUAUACCCCACAGGAAGCUCCGAGGUUCCACUUAGUGAUGGGGGAUUUGUGGAGGUUAAGAUAGAAAGUUUAGUGAAUGAAGAACUGGAUUCUGAAGAUCAACUGAAUGAAAUUAAGAACUCUGUACUUACUGGUGAAGAGAACUUCUUUAAAGAUGAGGAGAGUCAUGUCUCUGAAACCGCCAUACAGUCAAAACAGUCCCCAGAAACGAGUGAUUUCUCUCAGACACAGGAUGCCACCCUGGAGACAUCACAGCCAAGGAACCCAAUGUUCCUCAAAGGAGAGGAACCAUAUCAGGAGCAGUUGAGUACAAUUGUACAUCUGCUUGGUCAUCAACACAGAAAGGAAAAAAUAGAACAUAAAUACACAGAGUGUGGCAGGAAGAACUUAAGAAAGAGUCGCUUUGGCUCACAUUGGAAAAGUCCCGUUGGGAGAAACCUUUCCCUUGCAUGGAAAGUGGGAAAAAAAUCUUCAAAAGGAAAUAUCAGUCUCCUAAAUCAGAAAAUCCACUCAACUAAGAAACCUUUCACUUGUACUGAAUGCUGGAAGACAUUUUCUUUUCAGAGCCACCUUCUCAUGCACCAGAAACUUCACACAGGGGAGAAACCCUUUACCUGUACAGAAUGUGGGAAAAGUUUCUCUCAAAAGGGCCACCUUUACAGGCACCAAAUGGUGCACACAGGGGAGAAACCGUUCUCAUGUACAGAAUGCGGAAAGACAUUUUCUGAUCAGAGCAAUCUUUCUGCACACCAGAAACGCCACACAGGGGUGAAACCAUUCACUUGUACACAAUGCGGGAAAAGUUUCUAUACUAAAGGCGGCUUUUCUAGGCACCAGGAAGUGCACACGGAGGAGAAGCAAUUCUAUUGUGCCGAAUGUGGGAAAACAUUUGCUCACAAGAGCAACUUUAAGACUCACAUAAAGAUCCACACUGUGAAGAAAUCGUUUGCUUGUUCUGAAUGUGGCAAAAUGUUUGCUAAAAAAGCCGUCCUUGGGAGACACAUGGAAAUCCACAAGCCAAGGAAACCAUACCCUUGUGCCGAAUGUGGGAAAACAUUUACUCUUGAGUUCUCUCUUCUCGCACACCAAAAGCUCCACACAGGGGAGAGUCCAUACUCCUGUACGGAAUGUGGGAAAAUAUUCACUUCCAAGCACUCUCUUCUCUCACACUGUAAACGCCACACUGGGGAGAAAAAUUUCACUUGUAUACAAUGUGGCAAAGCAUUUACUUGGAAAAGUACCCUUCAGGCGCACUACAGGACACACUCAGAGAAAAAACCAUUAACUUGCUCGGAAUGUGGGAAAGUAUUUGUGCAUGAGCGCAGCCUGAACGCCCAUUAUAAAAUGCACACAGGGGAGAAACCAUUCACUUGCACGGAAUGUGGGAAAGUAUUCCCUUAUAAGGGCAGCCUGAAGGCACAUUCCAAAAUCCACACUGGGGAGAAACCAUUCACUUGCAUGGAAUGCGGAAAAACAUUCUCUCAGAAAACUGCACUUUUGUCACACUGCAAAACUCACACAAGGGAAACAAAUUUUUCUUGUGCAGAAUGUGGGAAAAGCUUCUUGCACAAGUACAGACUUACCUUACACAAAAAAAUCCACGACAGGGGGAAACUGCUCUCUUGUACACAAUGUGGGGAAAGGUUUUCUGAAACGAGUCAGCUUAGCCUUCACUGGGAAAUCCACAUGGGGGAGCUCUUCUGAGAUGCAGAAUGUGCAGCCAAGAGAGUUUUUCGAUUUUCUACCCAAAAUAGCUCACAAUAGGAGUUCUGCAUGUAGUCCUUGAGAACGAGAGGGAGAAGUCUCCCAGAAGACACAGCUUUGGUCAAACUAGAAAUCCAUGCAGGAAAAGUCAUUACCCUUUUUAAAUUUUGGGCUGAAUUCUUACAAUGGGUGAGCCACUCCAGUAACUCCUGCGUAUAGCUCAGUGUUCCAGAGAAUUGUUUUUUUGCUCAUGUAUUUAUCAACAUGUGACAUGCUCAAGCCCAUAAAGAAAAUGUCCAAAAUG
Molecule: messenger RNA, 2462 nt
Organism: Xenopus laevis (African clawed frog)
Lineage: Eukaryota; Metazoa; Chordata; Amphibia; Anura; Pipidae
Product: gastrula zinc finger protein XlCGF57.1-like
Exons: 6
Coding region: 266-2158 (630 amino acids)
Source: RefSeq, a predicted model, not a curated record